UUGUUGUUGUUCAGAGGAAUUGUUUUCAUGCCUAUAUGAUGUCCGCAAUCCAAGGAAAGUUAGAGGAAGAAGCUCUCCGUCGCAAGGAGCGUUUACGGGAAUUGGCCCGUAAAUCUGUGGCCCAGAAAGACGACCGUAAUGAUGCAGCAGAAAAAUCAAACGUUCCAAAACCCAUUUUUCGGAAUUAUAAGCCAGAAUGCGCCGAAAUCCAGGAUGCCUCUAUUGAAGAUGGUCAUGUAGGUGAUGUACAAACGGAGGUCACAUCACAGCUUGAAAUGAUGGGAACGCCCAUCGUUAUAGAAGAUAUAGAUAUUGUGAACCUAGCUCCUCGUAAGCCAGAUUGGGAUUUAAAGCGUGAUGUCUCGAAGAAGCUAGAAAAAUUAGAACGCCGAACACAAAAGGCUAUCGCAGAACUCAUACGUGAACGGCUUAAAGAAGGUCAAGGACAAGACAUUCUACAGGCGGUAAAUGUUGCAUCUUUAACUACCUCUGCAAAUCGUACGUUAAAUGAUCCGAAUGGUGAAGAUUGAUGGUAUUCAAAAUUACAAUAAACCAUUAUGUUCUUGUAACAAGA
Messenger RNA from Anopheles coustani, 574 nucleotides. Its product is annotated as coiled-coil domain-containing protein 12. The transcript is spliced from 2 exons. NCBI's taxonomy places the organism in Eukaryota, Metazoa, Arthropoda, Insecta, Diptera, Culicidae. The record is from RefSeq and is a predicted model, not a curated record. Bases 36 to 530 code for a protein of 164 amino acids. Gene Ontology annotation, cellular component: U2-type spliceosomal complex; post-mRNA release spliceosomal complex.